Messenger RNA from Malus domestica (apple), 2952 nucleotides. RefSeq names its product phosphate transporter PHO1 homolog 1. The record is from RefSeq and is a predicted model, not a curated record. NCBI's taxonomy places the organism in Eukaryota, Viridiplantae, Streptophyta, Magnoliopsida, Rosales, Rosaceae. Gene Ontology annotation, cellular component: membrane.
UCUUGAAUUGGAUUUGAUCCCCUCUCCAUAUCCCGCCCUUUCAAAAUCUUCAGGAGCACAAGUUGGCCGAGAUAGUCGUAGCAUCCGGUGGCGAUUCGGUUUACUUUCCGGUGAAGCUGGUUACUAUACCCUUUCAAGUGGAGGAAGCAUAGGAUGAUGGUACAAGUGCAAAGGAUAUUUUAGAAUGUGCUCUUAGAGAAAUUGGUACGAGCACAUCAAUCAAAAAUUCCUUUUUUCCCAACCCCCAUAAAUAUGUCACAAAGGGCUUCGUUAGAACACUCACAAGGAGAACUAGAGCCUCUUCAUCAUCCUUCUCUCUCAGAACUAGAAACUCUACGAGAAAAAAUGGUGAAGUUCUCCAAGCAAUUUGAAGGGCAGCUCGUCCCUGAAUGGAAGGAUGCAUUCGUCGAUUACUGGCAGCUUAAGAAGGACCUCAAAAAAAUCCAUCUCCUCAACUCUAACAACAACAAAAACUCACCUACUAGGCACCAAAGUAGCCCCUCUUUAUCCAACACCCUCUUCACUUCUAUAAGGAAGUUCUCUCCAUUUGGCCAUCCACAUAGAGAACAUGACCUCAUACAUGUUCACAAGAAGCUUGCCUCAUCCGCAAGCAAGGAAGACAUGUAUGAGACUGAAUUGUUAGAACAAUUCGCCGAUACUGAUGCUGCGAAAGAGUUUUUCGCAUGCCUCGACCUUCAGCUGAACAAGGUGAAUCAGUUUUUCAAAACAAAGGAGAAAGAGUUCGUGGAGAGAGGGGAGUCCUUGAGGAAACAAAUGGAUAUACUCAUUGAGCUCAAAACCGCCUUCAAGAAACAGCGCGGUAAAGGAGCUUUUGCACUGAACUCCAAGGAGGAUAUCUCCAUGUCAUGCUCCUUCUCGUCUGAUGAGGACUCUGUUAAGGGCAAAACAGAGCAAGAACAGCCGCAAGACAGCACAGAUGACUUGGAGAAAAAUGAAGCGGCAUACUCGGAAGGAGGCGAAUUGGGAAAAUCAAUGAGAACGAAAAGUGAAGAUAUUGGGAAGCUAAGGAGCAUGUCAAGUCGUUCUUUCAGCUUCCAAGGGAAGAACUUGAAGAUAAACAUUCCUCUAACAAAUCCAUCGCGUACUUUCUCAGCGAUCAGUUACGUAGUUUGGGAAGACCUGGUGAAUCAGUCCUCGAGGAAAUGCGGUGCAGACGGAGGUAAGCUGCACAUCAACAAAACCAAGUUGCAUCAUGCGGACAAGAUGAUCCGAGGCGCUUUCGUUGAGCUCUAUAAGGGGCUGGGAUAUCUGAAAACUUACAGGAACUUGAACAUGCUUGCUUUUAUAAAGAUUUUAAAGAAGUUUGACAAAGUCACUGGAAAACAAGUGCUUCCAAUUUACCUAAAAGUUGUGGAGAGUUCCUACUUCAACAGCUCCGAUAAGGUGAUGAACUUAGGAGAUGAAGUUGAGGAGCUUUUCAUCAAACACUUUGCCGAAGAAGACCGACGAAAGGCCAUGAAAUACCUUAAACCGACGCAGCGCAAAGAAUCACACUCCAUAACGUUCUUCAUUGGUUUAUUCACGGGAUGCUUUAUUGCGCUCUUAACCGGAUACGUCGUUAUGGCUCAUAUCACGGGAUUGUACAGACGGCAGCCAAAAUCGGUCUAUAUGGAAACUGCCUACCCUGUACUUAGCAUGUUCAGCCUACUGUUUCUACACUUCUUCUUGUACGGUUGCAACAUUUUCGCGUGGAGAAAGGCGCGUAUAAAUUACAGUUUCAUCUUCGAAUUGUCCCAGACGAAGGAGCUAAAGUAUCGAGAUGUGUUCUUGAUCUGCACCAUGUCGUUGACUACUGUGGUGGGAGUCAUGUGUGUUCAUUUGUUACUGCUAACAAAAGGCUACUCAUAUGCCCAAGUUCAAGCAAUCCCUGGCCUUCUUUUACUGACGUUUCUCCUGUUACUUGUAUGCCCCUUCAACAUCAUUUACCAAUCAAGCCGCUUCCGCCUUCUUCGUGUGAUAAGAAAUAUCAUUCUGUCACCUCUGUACAAGGUCGUCAUGCUGGACUUCUUCAUGGCAGAUCAACUUUGUAGUCAGGUACCGAUGCUUAGGAAUCUCGAGUAUGUGGCAUGUUACUACAUAACUGGAAGCUACAAAACUCAGGACUAUGGCUACUGCAUGAGGGCAGGGCACUACCUAGAUCUUGCUUAUGCCGUGUCCUUCCUACCCUAUUACUGGAGAGCAAUGCAGUGCGCUCGGCGGUGGUUUGAUGAGGGUCAGACAAGCCACCUGGUGAAUCUAGGCAAAUAUGUGUCAGCAAUGUUAGCAGCCGGAGCUAAAGUAGCUUAUGAGAAAGAACGGAGCAUCGGAUGGCUCUGUCUUGUUGUGAUCAUGUCGACUUUUGCAACAGUUUACCAAUUGUAUUGGGACUUUGUAAAGGAUUGGGGUUUGCUACAAAUGAAUUCCAAGAAUCCUUUGCUUAGGAACGAAUUAAUGAUUCGCCGAAAGUUCAUAUACUACAUCUCAAUGGGAUUGAACCUUUUUCUCAGGCUAGCUUGGUUGCAAACUGUUCUCCAUUCAAGUUUUGGACAUGUGGACUACCGAGUAACCGGGCUGUUUUUAGCUGCUCUUGAAGUCAUCAGAAGAGGGUUGUGGAAUUUUUUCAGGUUGGAGAAUGAGCAUCUAAAUAAUGCAGGCAAGUUUAGAGCAGUUAAGACUGUACCACUGCCUUUUCAUGAAGUGGAUGAACAAGACUGAUGCCCCAUUGGCAACAGUUGCAGAUAGAAUUCGAUGUUUAGGCGUUUUCGGAACAAAUGUUUCCAAGAGGAAGAACCUUGUUGUUGAGAGCUCGUUCCAAAGUUGAUGUAACAAGACACAUCAACUUUGUCAUCUCUUUUUGUUCGAUCGGUGGAUUUGAGGGGAACAUUUGUUCAUACUUACACAAAAAAUUUCCUUCAUCAAUGAAAAGAAAAGGAAAUUGAUGCAAAGUGCAAA